Molecule: messenger RNA, 693 nt
Organism: Prunus persica (peach)
Lineage: Eukaryota; Viridiplantae; Streptophyta; Magnoliopsida; Rosales; Rosaceae
Exons: 3
Coding region: 1-693 (230 amino acids)
Source: RefSeq, a predicted model, not a curated record
AUGGACCAUAGUGAUCAAUUCACAACUUAUUCGAUAUUCAAUGGUAGAGAUGCAUUACUUAGAUGGGCUCGUGUACAAGGAAAAAUGAAUAAUAUUGUCAUUGUAAUUAAAAGGUCUGAUUAUGGAGGUGAGGGCAAGAGGAGACAUCGAGUAAUACUUGCUUGCGAGAGGAGUGGCAACUAUAAGUCUUGCAAGUCUAGUGAGACAACUGGUGUCAAUAUUGGUGAUGGGGAUGAUUGGAAGUUGGAGGUGGUUUGUGGAAUACAUAACCAUCCUAUUUCAGAGUAUCUUCAAGGUCAUUUAUUUGUGGGGCGACUUUCUGAAGAGAAGAAUGCCUUGUUGGUGGACAUGUCUAAGAGUUUGGUGAAAUCUAGAGAUAUUUUAGUCACCCUGAAGGAUAGAGAUGCAAUGAAUGUUUCAACUAUGAAGACAAUAUACAAUGCUAGGAUUCGAAAUAGAACCAAAGAGUUUGCUGGGAGAACCCAAAUGCAACAAUUGCUUACUAAGUUAUCCGAACACAAUUAUAUUGAGUGGCAUAGGACAUCUAGUGAUAUUGUAAUUGACCUGUUUUGGAGACACCUUAUUAAUAUUGAGAUUUUGCGUGCAUUUUCACAUGUACUUAUCAUGGAUUGCACUUAUAAAACUAAUAGGUAUUGUCCCACUAUUGCAAAUUGUGGGGGUGACAUCUACUAA